Trematosphaeria pertusa is the source of this 1758-nucleotide messenger RNA. RefSeq names its product aldolase. Gene Ontology annotation, molecular function: deoxyribose-phosphate aldolase activity. The transcript has 2 exons. Bases 219 to 1430 code for a protein of 403 amino acids. Gene Ontology annotation, biological process: deoxyribonucleotide catabolic process; carbohydrate catabolic process. The record is from RefSeq and is a predicted model, not a curated record. Lineage: Eukaryota; Fungi; Ascomycota; Dothideomycetes; Pleosporales; Trematosphaeriaceae. Gene Ontology annotation, cellular component: cytoplasm.
CAAAAUGGACAGCACCAGGGUAUAAACAAACAGACCAGCACCUCGAAAAGGCGUUGUUUUAGUCGGAGGCAGCACGAUCCUCCUGCAAGAACUAUUGAAACUGUCGCACGAGGAGGAAUCGGGACCCUCUUUCGCAGCCCCACGACGUCAUUGCUCGCGCCGUGCCGCGGCCCCAGAAAAACCGUCAAGCACCAGCUAGCCAGCCCCAUAAAAACAAAAUGGCUCCAGAUACUAAAGAACCCACCGAAUCCGAGGUCCUUAUCCGCGAUUUCCUGGCCGCCAACCCGUCGCUGGACUCUGAGCUCGGACAGAUCGAGGCCAUGACCGACAGGUAUACGAAUGAAGAGUGGGCGAAGCAGAUUGCGGAGACGCAGAGGAAGGUGCUGAAGGAAGUGGAGGAGGGCGGGAAGGCCCGGAGGUAUGAGGUUCCACGGACGGGGAGUAGGGAAUUUGCGAAGAUGGUGGAUCAUACGGUUUUAAAGUUGGAUGCGAAGGAGGGCAUGAUUGAUGCGCUUUGCUCUGAGGCGAGGACGGAGGGGUUUAAGAGCGUAUGCGUCCGCCUCAACUGGGUCCAACGCUGCGUCUCCAACCUCAAAGGCUCCGACGUCGUCGUAGCCUGCGUCGUCGGCUUCCACGAAGGCACCCAAGACACCUACGAGAAGCUGCGCGAAGCCCGCGCCGCCGUCGCAGCCGGCGCCAGCGAACUCGACGUCGUCCUCAACCACAGCAUCCUCACGCGGGUGCAUUACCGCAACUCUUCUCCCCCUCCAACAGCAAGCUCCAGAGACUCCACCACGGACUCCGUGACCGCCGCGAACACGGCCGCGAACACGCGGCCGAGAAACGGAACUACCGCAACAGAAGGCCCGUACUCCGUCCCCGGCUCCCUGUCGACAUCUAGUUCUGCCCACGGAGGAGACGACGAAAUCCCCGACUACAGCGCCAUCUACACCGAGCUCGCCAGCAUCCGCUCCCUCUGCCCCUCGCCCACCGUUCUAAAACUCAUCCUCGAAACCAGCCAGCUGAACCCCGCGCAAAUCCUCGCGGCCUCCCACCUCGCCGCCGCCGCAAACUUCGACUUCAUCAAGACCUCCACGGGGUUCAACGGCCCCGGCGCCAAGCUGCCAGACGUGCAGCUCAUGGUCGCCGCGUGCGAGUACCUUUCCACAAAGACGCCGAGCAACGGGGGCAGUCCGGUGCGAGGCGGCGGGCGGAAGAUGCAGGUCAAGGCCAGUGGCGGGAUCAGGGAUCUGGAGAGUGCGAGAAAGAUGCUGGAGGCGGGGGCGACGCGGUUAGGGACGAGCAGUGGCGUGUGGAUUAUGCAGGAGGGGCGGAGGGUGGUGGAGAGUGAGAAGAAGGGGGUUGGGAAGGACGGGAGGCCCGAGGGAGUGACGAGAUUAUAUACGGAUGAUUCUGUGGGUGGGUAUUGAGCGGUGCUAGCGAAGAGAGAUGGGGGUUGGGGAUUGGUGCACCAGGUAUGCAUAAUCGGUUGCAUUGGGGGGGAGCUGCUGGUAAGGAGAUACCACAUGCCUUAUCGAGGCACUGUCAUGGAGGAACCGUAACGUGUGCAUGAUUUCCAAGGCAGCGAACAAUAUGAACAGAGAGACGCUAUGGUUUUUCUCUAAUACGCACUAAGCCUGGGCACCACUCAGCUGCCUCAAGCCCGCUCAUCUUAACUAGCAUCGACUGAAAACUAAAAAUCAACUGAAGUAACCUCUUUAUAGAGCUUAUCCAACCAGGACAUGGUAAUAAAAAAUG